Messenger RNA from Amphimedon queenslandica, 1814 nucleotides. RefSeq names its product dnaJ homolog subfamily C member 21-like. Gene Ontology annotation, molecular function: zinc ion binding; nucleic acid binding. The transcript is spliced from 16 exons. Gene Ontology annotation, cellular component: cytoplasm. Bases 58 to 1758 code for a protein of 566 amino acids. Lineage: Eukaryota; Metazoa; Porifera; Demospongiae; Haplosclerida; Niphatidae. The record is from RefSeq and is a predicted model, not a curated record.
CAAUCAUAAUGGCCAUGGCGACAACAUAGAUACCCGUAUUCCUAUUCUCUAAUACCUAUGGCGACAGCCACUGUGAAAAGAUGCCAUUACGAAGUUUUAGGUGUGGAAAGAAAUGCAAGCGAAGAACAACUCAAGAAAGCUUACAGGAAACUGGCUCUUAAAUACCACCCAGAUAAAAACCCAGACAAUGUUGACGAAAGCAAUAAGAUAUUUCAUUUGGUUCAAAAUGCGUACGAGGUGUUAUCAGACCCUCAAGAGAGAGCUUGGUAUGACAGACACAGGGAGGAGAUACUGUAUGGAGUUGGAUCAGAGUUUAAGGAUGAUGUUGUUGAUAUUAUGUCAUAUUUCAGUGGAACAGUCUACAAAGGAUUCGGGGAUGACCCAAAUGGUUUUUACAGUAUCUAUGGCAACCUGUUUGCUCUCAUAGUCCAGGAGGAGUGCCAGUUUUCAGAUGAGGAGAGUCUACUCUAUCUCCCUCCUUUUGGGCAAUCAACAAGCAAUUAUGAAGAGGUGGUACAUCCAUUUUAUGCUCAUUGGCAAAGUUUUUCGACCCAGCGUCCAUACCACUGGCUCAACAAGUAUGAUAGGACUCAGGCAGCGAAUCGAAAAGUUGAGAAACUGAUGGAGAAAGAUAAUAAGAAGAUAAGAGAUGCUGCAAAGAAGAAAAGGAACGAGACCGUCCGGCAACUCGUGGCCUAUGUGCGCAAAAGAGACAAAAGAGUUAUUGAGUAUCGGAAAACUUUAGCCGAGAGAGAAAUUGAGAGAAAAAAGAAAAUUAACGAGCAAAAGGCUGCUGAAGCUAAGAAAAGACUUGAAGAUUUAAAAUUACAUGAGUACAAACCUAAUGAAUGGGAAAAUGACGAGGAAUUAGAAAGAAAAAUGGCCACCAUGCAAGCUGAGAUUGAUAACGAAUUUGGAAAAGAUUCUGACAGUGGGAGUGGCUCCGAUGAAUCUGAAACUGUUCCUGACUUGUAUUGCCCGGCAUGCAAUAAAAUAUUUAAAUCAGAAAAAUCUUUUGCCAAUCACGAGAAAUCUAAGAAGCAUAAAGAGAACUUACUCUUAUUAAAGAGCACCCUCUUGAGCAGUGGAGAGGAGGAGGAGGAGGGGGACAUAAUAAAACCGUCAUCACGCCCACCACAAAAUGAAGACAUUGUGACUCCAGUACAUACAGAUACUACUAUUGGUGCUUUAAUAGAAAAUGAUGAAGAAAAGCCAUUAACUGUUGAUCCACUGUCUACCAAAAUGAAUAAUGUCUCUAUAGAUGUUUCUGGAUCAGUAUCAUCGCAUCUAAUGUCCCAAGACUGUGAGACUGAUUCCAGCAAUGAGGGAGAGAAAGAGGAGGAUACACAGCUGCUUCAAAGCAAACCAAUAAAUCUAAACCCAUUACCAUUAUCAAUCGAUGUUGUUGAAACAGAAGUUACAGAACUUCCAUCAUCAACAAAACACGAAAGCACUGAUCAUCAUCAAUGGGGUGAGGGUCAAAAACGUUCCGGUAAGAAAAAGAGGGGGAAACAGGCUCCAAAAUCAUCCCAAGAAGCAGCUGGAAUGGAUACCAUUGACUCCACUGGUAGUAAAGAAAGUGGUACAGCCUCCAAAUGGUCCUGCACUGUGUGUAGUGGACAGUUUAAAUCUCGUAAUAAGUUAUUUAGUCACAUAAAGGAAUUCGGACAUGCGUUUGAUACUGUCGUUCAAAAUAAUGAGACGAGUGAAGUAGGGCGGGCUAAGGCCAGCUCUAAGAAAUCUAGGAAUAAGAAAUGAUUUAUAAUUAAUUUUAUUUAUUAAUUUUAUUCAAAAUUCAUUAUUAUUAUAAAAUA